GGCACAAAAGGAGCGAUGGGACCGAUCAGAGUGGCUAUUUCAAUACUAAUACUCCAAAAACAAGUUGCAUUUAUAAUGAGCUCCAGACCCACACUUGUGGCCUUGAGGGAAGGUGACAGUGUGGACUUUACAUGUAAAUAUUAUCCUGUUGCUCAGAACAACUCCAAGUUCUUCUGCAAGGCCAAGCCAGCGUGUGAAUCCUACCUGAUCCGCACGAACCCACCAGAGCGCUGGGUGACGAAUGGACGAUUCUCCCUCCAUGACAACACCACUGCUGACCAGUUUGUGGUGCACAUGGACAGUCUGGACCCUGACGACAGCGGCACCUACUGGUGUGUUGCCAAAAUGCCAGACAACCCUGACUUAAUUACGGUGUUUCAUCUCAACGUUACAGAAACUUCAAACACAAAAACUGUACACACUGUGACCCGCCCGAGCCCUGGUUUGCCCUCACGCCCCAACAUCUUUGUGGACAAGCGUAACCUGCCCAUGUUUGUGACAGUGGUGUCCUGUCUCUCUGCGCUGGUCUUUGUCUUACUGUUCACUCUCUGCCUCAUUUUCACUGUCAGAAAGAGAAGACACAGCCAACAGAUUGCACGAGAGAUGUCAGAGGACUAUGAGGUUAUGAAGUCUGGAGUUUUGCCAGAGCCCUGCAUCUGCCCAGACUGUGAGACAUUUUCAAACGAUCCACAGAAUCCACCACCAGGGGACAGUCUCUGCACCAACCAGAGGCAGUCCAAACAGACUGAGUCCAUGGCACCGGAGCCUCUCACACAAGAGAAGGGACUGGGUCGCUUUAGUCAGUACCAGGACCUGGAUCUGAGCUCAGUGGAGGAACACAUCUAUCAUGGUAUCAACUUCAAACUAGCGCAAAUGUGAGAGACUCAUAAGAGAGGAAUGAGCAAAAGUUUUACCAUCCAUAGAGUUCACGUGACAAACUCAUUUCCACAUCAAUUAACAAUUCAACACCAAAUAUUCUAUUGUUUGAAUGUCUACAA
Periophthalmus magnuspinnatus is the source of this 998-nucleotide messenger RNA. RefSeq names its product CMRF35-like molecule 2. The transcript has 6 exons. NCBI's taxonomy places the organism in Eukaryota, Metazoa, Chordata, Actinopteri, Gobiiformes, Gobiidae. Bases 16 to 879 code for a protein of 287 amino acids. The record is from RefSeq and is a predicted model, not a curated record.